UUUAUUGAUUGUCUCUCAUAUCUUCAUUGCAAUCUUUAGACAGUUCUUAAAUAUCAAUUUAAACAAUAAUAAUUUUAUGCGAUUAAAUAUUUACCUUAUUAGAAGCGCUCGACGGGAGAUUCGACAUACUGCUGCAACAUUUGGAAGGAAACGGAGGUGCACAACCAUCCGUUUGCGAUAUUGUCGUGCCAAUUAAAUUUCUGAAAAAGUCAUGCCACGAUGACUUUACGGAUGAAGAUUUUUUAAAUGAUGCAGACGCUAUUUGUCGGAGAUGCCGUAGCGAUUCUCCCAUUGUACCGAGUGACUUUGUCAAAUUGAGAAUUUGCUGCGCAAUUCGGGGUCCCAGCUGCCUAGUGUCGGCAAAAAUGGUGGCGCCAGACAUGGAAUUCUUGACUGCUCCCAUUCCUCGGAUUCCCAUCUUACAAACGGCCCUAUCCAACAAGUUGCUAAAUUCGAAGAAUGAAAUGCAGACGGGAUUUGUAAGUAUGGACAAGACGAGAAACUUGGUGAUGCUUUUAGAGAACGAUCCGAAAGUUUUCAGAUUUCCGAUCGUCGGAAUAUGGGUUAGUGGCAUUCCUAACAUUUUUCAUCCAUUUGUUUGGGCUUCCUGUUUACGUUACAUCAGUUGCUUGAAAUAUUCAGAAAGAUUGUGUUUUCCACCUGAAAUGUUUAUCGUUAUCCUCUAUUCUUCCUUAUACGACAAUCCAGAAUUUUACGACUUUGUCACCAGAUCUGGAACUUGUCGGUUAUCAUACGAUUUGUAUACCGGAUCGACUGCAACAUCGUUGGCAAGGGUUCCCGUGGUGGAAAGCAAGGUGACGAAGAUCGAACUUUCCAAGAUUGCCGAUAGAACUAAGUUGGAAUUUUUGAACGCUACGGAGGAAAGAUUAAAAGAAAUGAGUGCAGAGAAGAACGAGAAAGAGAGAGAACGUCGCAUUGCCGAUAAUGUUGACGUGCCACAAAUCUGUCCGCAUCCCCAGCAAAUAAGGAUCAUAAAUCCCAAACCGACAGUACCCGAUUUGUCUUUGUCGGAUAGCAUCGAUCGACCGCUCUUGGAAAAAAACAGUGCUAGAAAAGAUGCUGGAAAGACUCCUUUUCUCACUUCACACUGUUCACAAGACGAAAGAAAUAUUUCAAAAUCUUUGCUUCCUUCUCAUAUAUUAAAUUCCAAAGAGUUAAGAGAAAAUUCUUUGAACAUUGCUCUUGGCGAAAGAGAGAAUCCCAUUUGUUUUCAAGAUGUGCCGCUAAAAAAGUCGCUAAUUCCUAUUAAAAAGCAACCUUUGCUUUUCACUCAUAAAUCUGACGUGAGUAAAAUUAAAUCUAACUGUAAUGAUAUUCAAAAUAAAGUUACAAACAAGGAAACAGAGAAACAACAGAAGGAAAAUACUAAUCUGGAAGUAAUUCAAACGAAAGCAUCUGCAUUACAAGAAGAAACGUGUAACAAAGAUUUGAUACUACAAAAGGAAAAUGUGAUAACUGAAGAAAAAUUGAGAAGGGAAUCCGUACCCAAAGACGUAUACGAGCUCCUCAGGUACCAAGAAGAGCAGCUGCAACACUUACAACAACAGAUACAACAAAUCUUGAAAGCGCAGAAUGAAAAUCGUACAAAGGAAUCUUUGACGCAUGCCGAAAAACAGAACCCUUCUGUCUCCGUAUCCACCAUGACAAGUCUGAGUCUGAAAGAUGGCAGAAAACAAGCUCCCGAGGAGCAAGAUAAAAUCUUAAAAACCGAAGGAGUCCAGACAGAUGACGAUCAUUUUUACAGAAAAUACAACAGGACUCGAACCAUAAAAAGUAACUUAUGCGAGAGAAGCAAUCCUAAACAAAACAUAAAUCGUCAGAUUAAUAACUUUGACCCCCUCAAACAGUCCGACGGUUGUAAUGUCCGGGUCGCAGAACCAUCUCUGACUCUCGACGACAUUCGUUUGGAUACAGUGUGCGAAAACCGCGAGAGUAUUGCUUCGUCCAUAUACGUCGAUAUACCAGAUUAUCCAGCCAGCACGUGCAGCAGUGCCGACGAUGCGGAAGAAAGUUCGGUGUUGGGAGAGAGCGCAAGCAUCGUUGGAAACGUACAGCCAGAGACCGGAGUACCAAGUAACACAUUCUAUGAAAACAUUCUCGGUAAUAUAGAUAAAGUUCUGUCUAAACAAGUCCAAAACAAAGCAGAAGAGUCCUCAGGCAAGAAUGACGAUAAAGUCGAAAGGAACGAGGAAGAUUGCAUCGGAAGCAAAAAUGUUCGUAAGUUAGAUGCAAUCCGGGAAGACAUCUGUGACAAUCUGUCUGAAAAUGUCUUCUAUGAGAAUAUCUUGGAAAAUAUAAACAGAUUUUUAGUGAAGGCUUCAAACUCGGGACAGCAGGUCGAGAGAUCCGUUAAGAGUUCUCACCUUUAUACUUUUGGAAACUGGAUGGCAGAUGUGUCGCUGAUUAUGAGUGAAGAAGAUAUCUCCUACAGACUCGGACGUCUUCCCAGGUUACAGUAUUCACUCCCCGAAGUCGAUCAGAGUGUGGCGACAAAUGCACUCGUGUUGAAAUACCUGGGAGACGAAUGUCCGUCCCGUCUCGUCGAAGCAAAGUCGUUGUCGGAGGGCCCCGCAAAGGAGUCUUCGGAGAGUCGUCCCACUGACUUCACCCUGUACGGCCUGUCUCCGUCCAACAUUUCGUUUGCCACAAAAAACUACCUGGAAAAGCACGGACUCGUGGCAGUCCGGACCACCCCCUCCCGAAAACAAACACCCGUCAAACGAAACUGAGGUGAAAUGUAAA
Molecule: messenger RNA, 2763 nt
Organism: Centruroides sculpturatus (bark scorpion)
Lineage: Eukaryota; Metazoa; Arthropoda; Arachnida; Scorpiones; Buthidae
Product: SCL-interrupting locus protein homolog
Exons: 16
Coding region: 366-2750 (794 amino acids)
Biological process (GO): protein localization to centrosome; mitotic spindle organization; centrosome duplication
Cellular component (GO): centriole; centrosome
Source: RefSeq, a predicted model, not a curated record